Molecule: messenger RNA, 2117 nt
Organism: Rhodofomes roseus
Lineage: Eukaryota; Fungi; Basidiomycota; Agaricomycetes; Polyporales; Fomitopsidaceae
Product: Cullin repeat-like-containing domain protein
Exons: 12
Coding region: 71-1957 (628 amino acids)
Biological process (GO): exocytosis
Cellular component (GO): exocyst
Molecular function (GO): phosphatidylinositol-4,5-bisphosphate binding
Source: RefSeq, a predicted model, not a curated record
GCGGUUGUUACUACCUUUUACUUGGUGUGGUCUCCUACAUUCUCAAUCUUCGCCUCGCGGCCAAGUCAAUAUGGACGACGAAACGGCAGAGAUAGAAUUGCUGGAGCAGAAUCUCAACAAGACGCGGCAAAUAUCACAACGAAUGACUUCGAUACUGUCUAGUUUCGAUGCACGCCUCGUCAAGCUUGAGAAGUCCAUUUUGCCGUUGUAUAACUCGUCCCAAAUCUUGACACGCCGAGCCAAGAAUAUCGAGAGUGCCUUGAACAAGAUCGACGAGAUCCAUGCCUACCAGGAAGGAAUCGCUGCGGAGGAGGCCUUGGUGCUUCGCGGCCCACAGCCAGGGCAGCUUCAGGAGUACAUUGAGAUCGUUACCCGUAUGAACCAGACAAUUGCGUUUGGCAGCAUGGAAAUCGGCGCUGUCGAGACUGCGCGUCUAGUCGAGACCGGUGCGAAGAAGCUUGUACAACUAUACACUAAGCUCGUCGCCGAGGCCUCUUCCGGCACACCCAUCAAUGGCCCUGAUUUCGAGCCCAUGCCUUUCCCGCCCAGUAUCCUCGAGACCCUUCACUCCCUUGUCGCCUUCCUCCGAACACUUCCUCUACCACCGACACAUCCGACGCACCCUGCGGCACCUGCAAUCCAGUCCGCACUCAAGGAAGCACAGAAGGGAUAUGGCGAUAUGCGUGGAGCAUGGAGCAAGAAAUGCUUGGAGGUCUACGGGAAGAGAGUCGUGGAACGUGCAGGGACGCUUAACGGCGUUGCGACCGGACGGGAGUUUGCAACGUUCAUGGACAAUAUCUUGAACAUCACAGAUGCCGAAUACGCUCUACUCCUCACCCUCGCCCCUCUGACGGCUCCUGCUUCAAUCAACAGCACUUACACGACGCUCCUGAACCCGCUCUGCUCCCUGUUCUCAUCUACCCUCUCCUCCCUCAGCUCGCUCAUCAAGCGCGAUCUCACCAAGAACACACCGAUGGCACUGUCACUCUUCUCCUGCAUGGGCGCAGCACAGGAUCGAUGGGAAGAAACGAUGGUCCGCCGAGCGGGCCGGCGCGAGAACGAGCUGAAGGACGGCUUGCAGAGCAUGAGAGCGACCUGCCAGCGGAGCUUCCCCGAGCUCUUGGCGGACAUCAAGUUGGCGGCGGGCAGCAGUCGCGGGGAGCUUAGCACGGGCGUCAUUGACACCACUUUGUCGACUGUCGAUUACAUCGAGCGGAUGCCCGACGUGCGCGAACCCGUAUGUGCUAUGUUGCUCAGUCUCGGAGAUGGCAACUGGAAGAUGGGUGAAGGCGCCACAGUCGCGAAGGCGGCGCGGCAAGAUAUUGACGAGAAUACUAUUCUCCACCACUUCACAUACGACCUCGUCAGUAUGACACUGAACACUCUGCAGGCCCUCGCCAACUCCAACCGACGACCCGCCUUCGGGUCCAUCUUCCUGCUGAACAACGUCUCGUACCUCGUCACGCGCUUCAUCACACACCCGACCUCGCCUGCACUCUCCGGGUUUCUCUCUAAGCCCACGCAAGACAUGCUGAAGUCGAACUUCCGCACGGCCAAGGCGGCGUACUUCGACUCGAACUUCAGUCCAAUGCUGCAGACGCUCACGGACGACGCGAAUAAGAGCAAGAGCGCGAUCAAGGACAAGUUCACGCGCUUCUUUGAUCUGUUCGACGAGACGACGGAGCGCCAUCAGCUCGCAAGGGUGCUGCACGAUGAUGAGGAGGCUCGCAUGCAGAUUAGCGAGGAGGCGGUCAAACUGGUCGUGCCGUCGUUGCAGAAAUUCAUACAGAAGAACCUCGGGAAGGAGUUCAGUAAGAACCCGAAGAAAUAUAUCAAGAUGUCGGCAGAAGAAGUCGAGGCUCUCAUCAAGAGCUUCUACCUCGCGAGGGAUGGGAUGCCUCCACCCGCUGAAAGAGAAACCAACAACCUACUUAUCCAGGCUGGCUGGAGUCGAUAGAGCGGGAUGACUGGAGUCGCCGGUUUGUAUAUAAUGAUGUUGUAUUGUCAUCGCAUGGAUGGAUGGAUUGUUGUGAAGACUCAUGACUGUCCGCGGCGGUGAGGUUCGGGGCUGUGUCAUGACAGUAAGGUGAGCCUCGUGGAUACUCAUCAUACAAUCC